This is a messenger RNA of Pseudomassariella vexata, 1491 nucleotides long. Its product is annotated as FMN-dependent dehydrogenase-domain-containing protein. Lineage: Eukaryota; Fungi; Ascomycota; Sordariomycetes; Amphisphaeriales; Pseudomassariaceae. The coding region runs from base 1 to 1491 and encodes 496 amino acids. The transcript is spliced from 5 exons. The record is from RefSeq and is a predicted model, not a curated record. Gene Ontology annotation, molecular function: heme binding; oxidoreductase activity.
AUGGCCGACACACAACGUGUCCAAGUGUCUGUUGCGGAACUCAGCAGACAUAACACGAAACAUGACUGCUGGAUCGCAAUUCAUUCCAAAGUCUGGGAUCUGACCGAGUUUAUCGACGAGCAUCCUGGAGGCGCCGGCAUUCUCUUGCGAUGUGCUGGAAAGAAUGCAACGAAUGACUACGAUCAAGUACACGCUCCUGCUAUCUUGGAGGAGAACCUACCAAGCGAUAGGUUCAAGGGAAUUCUCGAAGAGGCCAUCAGUGAUAUUCCUCCGAAGGGGACUGUCACAGAAGCUCGGCAGAAAAAUGAAGCCACACAAAACGAGGAAAAUCCUCUACGCAACCCGGAGUUGCAUACCCUCAUUAGUGCUGCGGACUUCGAGAAAAUCGCCCGCACCGCAUUAACCCCCAAGACGUGGGCUUUCUACUCGUCUGCCGCUACCGAUCUCAUCACACACCACCAGAACAAGGCUUUCUUGCGGCGGAUAAUGAUCCAGCCGCGAGUAUUGAGGGAUGUAAGAAAGGCUGAUUUCUCAAGAACGAUUCUGGGCAACAAGACCGCAGCCCCGUUCUUCAUCAGCCCUGCCGCCAUGGCUCGGCUCGUUCACCCAGACGGCGAGCUGGCAUUAGCCAAAGCAGCAGCCGCGGAAGGAAUAAUUCAAUGUAUAUCAAACAACGCAUCAUACCCCUUGGGCAGCAUAACCCAAUCCACGGACCCGCAACAAACCUUCUUCUUCCAGCUCUACGUCAACAUCGAGCGCCAAAAGACAACCGAACUGCUUCUGAAAGCAAGAGAUCUAGGCAUCAAGGCCAUAUUCGUGACCGUCGAUGCGCCCGUGCCCGGGAAGCGCGAGGCGGACGAACGGAUAGCGGCUGUUGCCAUCCAGUCUGCUAUUAGUGGGGCAACGGCGUCCAACGACAAGAAAGGAGGAGGUCUUGGGCGGCUUAUGGCGCAGUACAUCGACAAGGCACUCCAGUGGUCCGAUCUGGCGUGGAUCAAGGAAACCUCAGGUCUUCCGGUUGUCUUGAAGGGCGUUCAGAGCGUUGAGGAUGCGAAACUGGCGGUGGAAUACGGGGUUGAUGGUAUUUUGUUGAGUAAUCAUGGCGGAAGGUCCUUGGAUACUUCGCAACCAGCUAUACUGAACCUUCUCGAGCUGCGAAUGAAGUGUCCAGAAAUCUUCGCCAAACUCGAGGUCUAUGUUGACGGUGGCUUUGAGCGAGGAACAGACAUAUUGAAGGCGCUUGCCCUAGGCGCAACCGCCGUUGGCGUUGGAAGGCCGUACCUGUAUUCCCUGGUGUACGGACAAGAGGGAACUCAGCACUUGACUCAGAUUUUGAAAGACGAGAUCGAAGUUUCGAUGAGACUGUGCGGACUGACAAGCCUGGAUCAGAUCAGCCCCGAUCUCAUAAAUACUUCAGAUAUCGACUACUUGGUGCGGUCGUCAAAUAAGUUCCCUGAUAUUGCCAAUACUAGAGGGCGAGCAAAGCUAUAA